CUUGUCAUAUUCUCCGGAUAGUAAUUGAUGGUUUCGGAUUGGAGGACGACACUGUGUUGUUGGUGGACUUGUUAAUGCUUUAAAAACUGUAUCUGUUUCUCCCCCAAUCGAAAUCAGCCAGUGUUUUUUCGAGUCUCUCAACUGUGUUUCUACCUCUUUCACCGCUUUCUCCCCCCUUCUCUCUCUAAUAAUCGAGAGAGCCAUGGCUCCUCACGACGACUCUACUGCCAAAGUUGCAGAGGAGACCAUGGUUGCAGAAACUGUAUCAAAACCUAUUUCUACAGUUGUUAUCAUCAUAGCUAUGCAGACUGAAGCUCUUCCGCUUGUCACCAAAUUUAAUCUGGUAGAAGACCCUAAUUCUGUAUUUCCUAAAGGUGUCCCAUGGGUCAGAUAUUAUGGAACUUACAAAGACUUGAACAUUAAUAUAAUCUGGCCAGGAAAAGAUCCAGCUUCAGGGGUUGAUAGUGUAGGUACAGUUUCUGCGUCCCUCGUAACAUAUGCUUCUAUACAAGCACUUCAACCAGAUCUUAUCAUAAAUGCAGGCACUGCUGGUGGCUUUAAGGGAAAGGGUGCUGGCAUUGGAGAUGUAUAUGUGGCUUCUGAUGUUGCUUUCCAUGAUAGAAGAAUACCCAUACCCGUUUUUGAUCUUUAUGGAGUUUUUGCCAAGCGGGCCUUUUCAACUCCAAAUCUGUUGAAGGAGCUUAAUCUGAAGGUCGGAAAGUUGUCUACUGGUGAUUCCCUUGAUAUGUCACCAAUCGACGAAAAAUCAAUUAUUGCAAAUGAUGCUACUGUUAAAGACAUGGAGGGAGCAGCUGUAGCGUACGUGACAGAUCUCUUAUCAGUCCCUACAAUCUUUGUAAAAGCUGUUACCGAUAUCGUCGAUGGUGAUAAACCAACCGCAGAAGAAUUUUUACAGAAUUUAAUAGCAGUGACUGCUGCACUUGAUCAAGCCGUUACCAGAGUUGUUGAUUUUGUUAAUGGAAAGUGCAUCGCUGAGCUCUAAAGGCAAACUCAAACAUGAUUUUCACUUCUGGCAAAAGCAAAUAUACUGCGAUGUGGCCAGACUCAGUAAGAUAGCGGCUCCUGUUUCUCUCCUCGAAGGAACACUCUUCAACAAGCAUCAGUUACAUUAGUUAGUGUUUUGUUGAUGCACAACUUUGUGAUUCUGUAUCCAUAUUUGUAUGGGUUCGUGUUACAGUAUCUCAGAGCAACAUUUUCAUUCUAUUAGUACCUUAUUCUUUUACAGAAAUGAGGAGCCUCCAUAUGAUGGAGGUGUAUAAUGAAUUUGUUAAAGUGGAUCUUUAUUAGUAUAAUUGAGUAGAUGAUAUGUAUCUUUUCAAUGAAUAAGAGCUUUAAACCGAUGCAAUGUCAAAUUGUGCUUCUUCA
Molecule: messenger RNA, 1386 nt
Organism: Papaver somniferum (opium poppy)
Lineage: Eukaryota; Viridiplantae; Streptophyta; Magnoliopsida; Ranunculales; Papaveraceae
Product: 5'-methylthioadenosine/S-adenosylhomocysteine nucleosidase 2-like
Exons: 9
Coding region: 203-1003 (266 amino acids)
Biological process (GO): nucleoside metabolic process
Molecular function (GO): methylthioadenosine nucleosidase activity
Source: RefSeq, a predicted model, not a curated record